Messenger RNA from Scophthalmus maximus (turbot), 3074 nucleotides. It is a transcript of the gene aqp7, whose product is annotated as aquaporin 7. The transcript is spliced from 6 exons. The record is from RefSeq and is a predicted model, not a curated record. Lineage: Eukaryota; Metazoa; Chordata; Actinopteri; Pleuronectiformes; Scophthalmidae. The coding region runs from base 242 to 1177 and encodes 311 amino acids. Gene Ontology annotation, biological process: glycerol transmembrane transport; water transport. Gene Ontology annotation, molecular function: urea transmembrane transporter activity; glycerol channel activity; water channel activity. Gene Ontology annotation, cellular component: basolateral plasma membrane; plasma membrane.
GAGAGAGAGAGAGAGAGAGAGAGAGCGCCACACACACAAAGAGAAAGUGAGUGGAGAAGAAACAUUAGAGGAGAGGGACAAAACAGACAAGAGACAUGUUUGUGGACUUCUGCGUGGCAUGGAAGGCACCUCCUAAACAAUACUGCAAGGGGUUCUGAAAUUUGAGCUCUAAUUUUUUUUUGCCAAACUACAAAAUAGACUACUAUAGCACAAAAAGAGGCAAAGGAGAGAAGAAGAGGAAAUGAAGGACUUGGUGAAUUCAGUAGAACUGGGGGUCUCUCAGAGGAAAGGGGAGAGAGUCACUCGACCCAAGGUUUGGCUAAAGAACGAAUUUGUUCGAGUGGGACUUGCUGAAUAUCUUUGCACAUAUGUCAUGAUGGUGUUUGGCCUGGGCUCUGUGGCCCAAGUAGUGACAGGACAGGGAGAAUUCGGACAGUACAUCAGCAUCAACCUGGGCUUCGCGCUGGGUGUCACCAUGGGGGUGCACGUUGGGGGGAAAGUCUCAGGGGCGCACAUGAAUGCCGCGGUAUCAAUCACAAUGUGCACAUUUGGUCGCCUCGCGUGGAAGAUGUUGCCUGUGUACAUUUUCGCGCAGCUGUUGGGAUCGUUUCUGGCGGCGGGGACAAUUUAUGCCGUCUACUACGAGGCCAUACAUGAUUAUUGUGGCGGAAACCUGACUGUGACUGGUGACAGAGCCACUGCUGGUAUCUUCGCCACCUAUCCGGCACCAUACCUCUCCUUGCCAGCUGGAUUCUUCGACCAGGUGUUUGGCACAGCCAUGCUGCUGAUGUGCCUGAUGGCUCUGUCCGACCAGAAGAACAAGCCGGCCGCAGCAGGCAGCGAGCCUGUCGCCGUGGGUCUCCUGGUGCUGCUCAUUGGAAUUUCUCUGGGCAGCAACAGCGGCUACGCUAUCAACCCCAACAGAGACAUUGCACCCAGGGUCUUCACUGCCAUAGCAGGCUGGGGAGCUGAUGUGUUCAGGUCUGGAAAUGGUUGGUGGUGGGUGCCUCUAGUUGCUCCGCCCAUUGGAGGCAUAUUGGGUGCGGGGAUGUACAGGGCUUUGGUGGAAUUGCACCACCCACCUGUCUAUGAACAGGGUGAGGGGUUGUUGGAGGAGUUGAAGGAGUUGAAGGAGGAGACGGAUCAUAAAAACAACUGUGAGAAUGCAUGUGUGUGAGAAACCCAGCUAUGUCAAGUAUCAAAGGCAUAUGUGGAUGUAUGAUUAUCUGUAUAUAGGAGAAACGUUCCAUGUUAAUGAAAAGUUGAAAAAAGAAAGACCAAAAAUGAAAUGAUUAGAUAGAGGUUAUUCGUUGGAAUAUAAUGUUUUAUGAGAUUCAACGCAUCAUGUUAUUCAACUAGAUACUGAAAAAAAAGUCUGACUGUGGCACAGACACUAUAACACAUACACUAUCUGAUGCUGACAACAUCUAUGAUUUACUCCUCCCACUGCUAAUUAUAGUAACUAAAUUAAAUAUGACCUGCUUAUAUAACUGAGGAUAUAGCAGCUAAUAUAACCUCAGUGUCAUCCAUUACAACAAUCAACAGGGGACCACUUACAGGAGCUUGGAAAGUGUAUGUAAAGAAAAAACAAACAGCCCCAACCAAUACUUGAGUCAGCAUGUAUUCUUUUGAAAAUAAAAUAGAAACAGUAGACGUUCGUUCCUCAUAGCUUGAGGUCAGCACAACCAUAUAGGUCUUUAUAUAUAUAUAUAUAGUGUUUUGAGUAAUUUUGGGGGAGGGUUAAACCUGACCGCCAAAUUUUAUCUCCAAAAUCCUGCAUGGUAUUAUAAGUAUCACUAUACAAUAUUAAGAUCAACAGGCCUAUGUCUAACAUACAUUCAUAUUUAUGUGGUUUACGUUACAGUGAAACCCACGAGGCACUGCAGAGGCACAGUGGCCGGCAAAACACUGGAGCUUGACGCUUUGUUACCAGUCUUUCAUAUUUCAAAAUGAAGCCUUCCAUGGUUCAUAUUUGCAUAAGAGUUACGUAACUUUUGACACCGAAGCUCCCAGGUGUCUGUCUGUCAGUUUCCUCAGCCCCUGAGAAGUGUCUGCAUGGUAAAAAAACAGAAAAACUAUUUUACUGCCGCAUAAACGCAAGGAGAUUUUAUUGACCAAUUCUUUCAAACUUCUUUUAGAUAUAAUAUAUAUUAUAUUAUAUUGCUGAAUCUGGCUGUUUCAGAAAGUCUCAUUUCUCCAUCAUGUAGCAGUGGGAGGUAAAAAACACAAUACUUGAGUUAUCAGUACUUUCCAUGUUUAUUUAAAUGUAAGGCAGGUAUGAACAUCCGCUUUACUCGUUGCGUUGCUUCCAAGUGGUGCCAUCACAUCAACCAUAUGUUGAGCCGGGAAACCCUUGGUUAUGUUCAGACACUCAGCCGGUCCAAAAGGUCCAGUCUAAGAAGGAAUUGAUGCCUGCUCUUUUUAGUCAUGCUGACCAUGUUCGCAUGCACUCACCCAAUGUAUGGGAACCUUCUCACCGCUUUGCCCCACCGUGUCUUCCCAUGCGGCCUUGGCUCUUGGCGGUGCUUUUUAAGAUGCACUGUGCCUGCGGCUUCUUCUUGGGGGCCGGUGCCUUGGUUUUGCCUUUGAAGGCGUUGGUGGGGUCCAGCUUGUUGAGAUAAGAAUCCCCUGCAGGAUCAGCCUGGCCCAGCUCACAGCUGAAGGUCAGCGGCUGGUACAGGGAUGCCCACUGCUGUAUAGGGUACAGCGUAUAGAGAUUGUGUGUUAUUUUUAUAGUUAUGUGAACAAAUAUGUUCUAGUAAUAGCUUAUACACUAACCAUUAGAAACUGGGGGAACACUAGGAACACAACAGAGAAAGUCUCGCUACAUGCAUUACUCAAUGUUCCAGCAGUGUAAUUUAUAAUCUCAGGAACUGCUGGAUUUAAAAGGCUUUAAAAACAAAAUACUGAAAAGACAGAAGGUUUGUAAUUUUCCUAUUUCCGACAUUGAGGUUAAACACUUGCCUUGUGUAAGUGUCUCAAAACUUUGUGUUGUGUCAUCAUUUUGAUUAUUGGAUCAGCCAAUAUUGUCAUAUAAAGGGAAAAGACUGAAUAAAAUGUGUUUUAAUAUACAA